This is a messenger RNA of Dovyalis caffra, 579 nucleotides long. Lineage: Eukaryota; Viridiplantae; Streptophyta; Magnoliopsida; Malpighiales; Salicaceae. The record is from the annotation of a GenBank genome assembly.
AUGGGUGCCAGUACUAUCACUCUAGGCAACACCAAUUCUUCAGUGUCUCAAUCCCAUUACCAUACUCACAAGGUUUUCUUGUUUUGCAACUACAUUCUGCUAGGUGCAGCCUCUAGUUGCAUCUUCUUAACCCUUUCGCUUCGCUUAGUCCCUUCAAUAUGCGGCUUCUUUCUCAUUCUCCUUCAUGUCUUGACCAUCGUCGGGGCAGUUUCAGGCUGUGCUGCAGCCUCGUCAGGGACUAACAGGUGGUAUGCUGCACAUAUGGUGGCCACAGUGUUGACAGCCAUAUUUCAAGGGUCAGUUUCAGUUUUGAUUUUUACUAGAACCGGGGAUUUCCUAGGGAACUUGAAGUCUUAUGUGAGGGAAGAGGAUGGUGAGGUGAUACUGAAGCUUGCCGGGGGGUUGUGUGUGGUGAUCUUUUGCUUGGAGUGGGUGGUGCUAACUCUUGCAUUUUUCUUGAAGUACUAUGCUUACGUGGAAGGUGAUGCUAAUAAUGGCGGCAAUAUCGCUAUAAGGAGGAGUGCUAAGGUGCAGCAUGAUGAGGACUUGAAGGAUUGGCCAUGGCCUUUCCAAGUCUAA